This is a messenger RNA of Enhydra lutris kenyoni (northern sea otter), 4393 nucleotides long. Its product is annotated as pleckstrin homology like domain family B member 2. The coding region runs from base 349 to 4161 and encodes 1270 amino acids. The record is from RefSeq and is a predicted model, not a curated record. NCBI's taxonomy places the organism in Eukaryota, Metazoa, Chordata, Mammalia, Carnivora, Mustelidae. Gene Ontology annotation, biological process: regulation of microtubule cytoskeleton organization. Gene Ontology annotation, cellular component: basal cortex. The transcript has 19 exons.
GUAAUGAUUGGCCAGACCAGGCAGCUGAGACCAGCAUAGGCUCCCUCCUUCACAUCUGUCAACAUACCUGACUGCGAGGAAGUCCCAGCUGGCGACCGCUGUCUGCAGGGGCCAGGGAAAGCAGGAAAGCAAAUGGAGGGGAACACCUCGAUUUGGUGCUUGAGGAAAAGUGAAAGCCUGUGUUGAUGUUCUUACCAACGUCCCAAACUCUUGAGCGAGGAUUGGAACAGUCGUGGGCCACCACUGCGGAGUCAAGACGGAAUCUGAGAGGAUAAUCCAGAUUCUAAAACAGCAGUCAAGGCCGGCAUCGAUCCCAGUUUCUCUUCUGAGAUUCAGCAGAAGUUCCUGAUGGAGGAAGGCAAUACCCAGAGAGAGGAGCCCGAGCAGGAGGGAGCUGACAAAGUGGCUACCGAUUCCGACAAGAUCAUGGCGGAGCACAGCCACAAGCAAAAGCCGCUUGAUUUACAGAAUGGUAGCUUAGAGGCCAGCUUUGUGGCAAAUUCCCUCGAGGACAGUUCCCCAAACAUGAUGGAGAGCCUGAGCCCGAAGAAAUAUUCCUCCAGCCUGAGGUUUAAAGCCAAUGGAGACUAUUCGGGCUCUUACUUAACCCUCUCACAGCCUGUGGCUGCUAAGAGAAGCCCUUCCCCUCUGGGAUCCAGUGUCAGGAGCAGCCCCUCGCUGGCCAAAAUCCAGGGAAGCAAGCAGUUCUCCUGUGAUGGAACUGACAAAAGUAUUUCCAUGAAACCGCCCACCCCUCUCCUCAGCACUUCCCCCUCCCUCAGUGGGUACCCACUUGGGAAAGCGGACUUUGAUCAUUAUACUGGCCGGGACAGCGAAAGGUCCUUGAGGCUCGCAGAGAAGCCUCCCUAUUCCAAAUACAGCUUAAGGAAUAAAUCCCAUGACAAUGUCUACUUUCUCGGGGGGCUGGAAGGCCGAAAGGCGUCUGGCUCACUCCUGACCAUGUGGAAUGGAAGUUCCCUGAGCGACACUGGCCCCUCUCCCAUCAGCAGAUCAGGGGCGGCAAGCAUGCCUUCAAGCCCAAAGCAAGCCAGGAAAAUGAGCAUCCAGGAUAACCUGACCCUUCAGCCCAAGCUGAGCCGACACAAGGAGCCAGCGUCUGAAAACAUCGGUUUAAGAACCAGGAAGUAUUCAGGCAGCAGCCUGAGUCACAUGGGAGCCUAUAGCCGCUCUCUCCCCAGGUUACACAGGGCCACUGACAACCAGCUGACGCCCCUCAGUUUGCCUCCCAGAAACUCUCUGGGCAAUUCCAAACGAACGAAACUGGGGGAAAAGGAUCUACCUCAUAGCAUCAUAGACAACGACAAUUACCUGAAUUUUUCUUCUUUGAGCUCAGGGGCUUUACCCUAUAAACCCUCUGCAUCGGAGGGGCAUCCUUAUGUCAGUUCCACCCUCAGCGUCCCUGCCAGUCCUCGAGUGGCUCGGAAGAUGCUUCUGGCCUCCACCUCCUCCUGCACCUCUGAUGACCUUGACAGGGCUCCCUACUCUGGGCCCGGCCCAGGGCACUUGUUUCCUCCCGGGGACGUGUUUGCCGCCAGGAGGAACUUCUCCUGUGGGUCUGUCGAGUUCGAUGAUGCAGACCUGGAGAGCCUCAGACAGGCCUCAGGAACUCCCCAGCCCAUCCUUCGGGAGAGGAAAAGCAGCAUCAGCUCCAUUUCCGGCCGUGAUGACCUGAUGGAUUAUCACCGGCGGCAGAGGGAGGAGAGACUCAGGGAGCAGGAGAUGGAGCGACUGGAGAGACAGCGCCUGGAGACGAUCCUCAGUCUCUGUGCUGAAUUCACGAAGCCUGACAGUCACUUGUCCACCGGCACCACCGUAGCCGAUGUGCAGAAGAUCAACAAGGAGCUUGAGAAGCUGCAGCUGUCUGAUGAGGAAUCUGUGUUUGAGGAAGCCGUGGUGAGCCCUGACGCCAGGUACAGGUGCCACCCGAAAGGCUCUCUCCACGAUGCCGACUCGGCGGUCUUUGGGAGCGUUGGGCAGAGCAGUGCCGGCUUCCUUUCUCCCAGGAGCAUCAGGAAUGAUGAGCUGCUCAGGGACCUCACGCCUGCCUUCCUGAAAACGUCCAGCGAGUCUGCUUAUCUUAGUAUCCUACCCAAGACCCCUGAGGGUAUAAACGAUGAACAAAGGAUUCAGGAGUUGGCAGCAAUGGAAGAGACCCGGAUAGCAAUUCUGAAUAACCUCGAGGAACUUGAACAAAAAAUCAAAGAUAUCAAUGACCAGAUGGAUGAAUCUUCCAGAGAGUUGGAUAUGGAAUGUGCUCUUUUGGAUGGAGAACAGAAAUCCGAAACAACUGAACUUAUGAAAGAGAAGGAAAUUUUGGAUCAUCUAAAUCGGAAAAUAGCAGAACUGGAAAAGAACAUCGUUGGUGAAAAGACUAAGGAGAAGGUAAAGCUUGAUGCUGAAAGGGAAAAACUAGAGAGGCUUCAGGAGCUUUACUCCGAGCAGAAGACCCAGCUGGACAAUUGUCCUGAGUCCAUGAGGGAACAAUUACAACAACAACUGAAGAGGGAUGCCGACCUGUUGGAUGUGGAGAGCAAACACUUUGAAGACCUGGAAUUCCAGCAGCUUGAGCGUGAGAGCCGUCUGGAUGAGGAGAAGGAGAACCUGACCCAACAGCUCCUACGUGAAGUAGCUGAGUAUCAGCGGAACAUCGUGACUCGAAAGGAAAAAAUUUCUGCAUUGAAAAAGCAAGCCAAUCACAUUGUCCAGCAGGCUCAGAGAGAACAAGAUCAUUUUGUGAAAGAAAAAAAUAAUUUAAUAAUGAUGUUACAGAGAGAAAAGGAAAAUCUUUGUAAUUUGGAAAAGAAAUACUCCAGCCUCUCUGGGGGGAAAGGGUUUCCUGUCAACCCCAGUACUCUGAAAGAGGGCUAUAUCAGUGUAAAUGAAAUUAAUGAGCCAUGUGUCAAUUCCACGAAUCUAUCCCCUUCCACUCAGUUCCCCGCUGACGCUGAUGCUGUUGCCACUGGGCCUACCACAGCUGUGCUGGUGAGCCAGCCACAAAAUAAAGAGCAUUUUAGAAGUCUGGAAGAAAGGAAAAAACAGCAUAAAGAAGGCCUCUAUCUGAGUGACACUUUGCCUCGAAAGAAAACCACACCUUCCAUAUCCCCACAUUUCAGCAGUGCUACUAUGGGGAGAAGCACCGCCCCAAAGGCUCACCUGCCCCUGGGACAGAGCAACAGCUGUGGCAGCGUCCUCCCUCACUCGCUGGCGACCAUGACCAAAGACUCAGACUCUCGGAGGACGCUCAGAGGGUAUAAUCACCAACAGAUGAGUGAAGGACAAAGGCAGAAAUCUUCUGACUUUUACAACCGCACAGCCUCUGAAUCAAAUGUCUACUUGAACAGUUUCCACUACCCCGAUCACAGCUAUAAGGACCAGGCCUUUGACACGCUGAGCCUAGACAGCUCCGACAGCAUGGAGACCAGCAUCUCCGCCUGCUCACCUGACAAUAUCUCUAGUGCCAGCACGUCAAAUAUUGCCAGGAUAGAAGAAAUGGAGAGACUUUUGAAGCAGGCUCACGCAGAGAAGACCCGGCUGCUUGAGUCCAGGGAACGGGAAAUGGAAGCCAAGAAACGAGCUCUGGAAGAAGAAAAACGACGCCGAGAACUUCUGGAAAAACGAUUGCAGGAAGAAACUAGCCAGCGGCAGAAGUUAAUAGAAAAGGAAGUAAAAAUACGGGAGAAACAGAGGGCACAGGCUCGACCUCUGACGCGCUAUCUGCCUGUCCGGAAGGAAGACUUCGAUUUGCGAAGCCAUGUAGAGACUGCUGGCCACAAUAUCGAUACCUGUUAUCAUGUGUCAAUCACAGAGAAGACCUGCCGAGGAUUCCUUAUCAAAAUGGGUGGAAAAAUUAAAACGUGGAAAAAACGAUGGUUUGUUUUUGAUCGGAACAAGCGCACAUUCUCUUAUUAUGCAGACAAGCAUGAAGCUAAAUUAAAAGGAGUGAUAUACUUCCAAGCCAUUGAAGAAGUGUAUUAUGAUCACCUCAAGAACGCUAAUAAGAGCCCUAACCCACUACUCACCUUCAGCGUCAAGACGCACGACAGAAUCUACUACAUGGUCGCGCCGUCGCCGGAAGCCAUGCGGAUCUGGAUGGAUGUGAUCGUCACCGGCGCGGAAGGGUACACGCACUUCCUGUUGUAGGGCCUGGGCGCCACCGCCGACGGCAGGGCAGACUGCAGUAAUCUCCUACGAGACUACGAGAACGAAGCCAUGUUGGAUCCCAGACGGGAGGACCCGGCGCGCCCAUCCCUCUCGCUGUGUAGACUCAGAACUCAAUCUUAUAUUAACAGGAAGUCAUUAAUAAAAGAGAGGAAAAGGGGUUUACAUCCAAAGCUGGAUCAUAAAUAGCGAAAGGAUUGAAGCACCUAUGAGA